Nanorana parkeri is the source of this 1771-nucleotide messenger RNA. RefSeq names its product cyclin J (gene CCNJ). The transcript is spliced from 7 exons. Gene Ontology annotation, cellular component: nucleus; cyclin-dependent protein kinase holoenzyme complex; cytoplasm. Gene Ontology annotation, molecular function: cyclin-dependent protein serine/threonine kinase regulator activity. Lineage: Eukaryota; Metazoa; Chordata; Amphibia; Anura; Dicroglossidae. The coding region runs from base 296 to 1444 and encodes 382 amino acids. Gene Ontology annotation, biological process: mitotic cell cycle phase transition; regulation of cyclin-dependent protein serine/threonine kinase activity. The record is from RefSeq and is a predicted model, not a curated record.
AAGGAAUGUCGUGAUUGGUGGGCGACAGAAGCCUGUUCUGAAAGCUGUUCCGCUAUUGGUUGAGGUCCCCAGCGGCAUGGGUCCGAGUGCAGGCUUUGUAUACAGUCACUGGAGCUCGGCCCUUUAACAAUGGAUAGGGAGAACCUGGCCGAUUGAUGGACGGGGCCAGCCAACAGAACGGGGGGAUCGGUUACAGGGCGGACGAGAUGUGUUUGGGCUGUGAGCGGCGAUCCGGAGCUGAUCAGUGAGCGAGGCUGCACUUCUCUGCGUUUUGGCCCUCUGGACAUCUCAGGAGAUGGAGCUGGAAAGCUUGUGGUGGAAGGGCCAACUUGCUGCGGAUAUCCACCAGACUCUCCGGUAUAAAGAAUUGAAGCUUCCGUCCUACAAAGGCCAGUCUCCCCAGCUGAACCUAAGACGCUACUUUGCAGACUUGAUAGCUAUUGUCAGCAAUCGGUUCAAACUGUGCCCGACUGCUCGCCACCUCGCAGUCUACCUGCUGGACCUCUUCAUGGACAGAUAUGACAUUUCUAUCCAACAGCUCCAUAUUGUGGCCUUGUCCUGUUUACUGUUAGCAAGUAAAUUUGAAGACAAAGAAGAUCGAGUGCCAAAGUUGGACCAGCUGAACAGUCUGGGCUGUAUGACAAACAUGAACUUGGUGCUGACCAAACAGAACCUUCUCCAUAUGGAGCUCCUGCUGCUGGAAACCUUUGAGUGGAACCUGUGCCUCCCAACUCCUGCCCACUUUAUAGAGUACUACUUGUCAAUUGCAGUCCAUGACACUGAUCUCCACGAUGGCUGGCCUAUGAUCUGCCUGGAGAAGACAAAGAUCUACAUGGCAAAAUACGCCGAUUAUUUCCUAGAAGUGUCUCUGCAAGAUCACAUAUUUUUAAAUUACCUCCCAUCACUUGUGGCAGCAGCAUGCGUAGCAGCUUCUCGCAUCAUCCUGCGGCUUACGCCUUCCUGGCCAACAAGGCUCCACCGUCUAAAAGUAGCAGCAGUUCUUUCUCCUUCAUGCCUGAAGCCCAUGAUGCUUGCACAUGACAAUGAUGUGAAGGAGGCCAACAAGCACAAAUCGCAACUGAGCCACUCUGCAACACCAUGCUUAUUUCCUCCGCCGUCGCCUGUCACACCACAUGCUCAUGUACAGCAACACCUACCCCAGUUCCUGCAGUCCCAGCACCAACUACAGUUCCACCACCCGACCCCUCAGCAACCGAGCUGCCAACAAAUUGUCUCUGCUGCCCACACCUCUGCAUUCCCUCUCCAGACAUGUACGUCCAGCCUGGCCAUGGGUGUCCAACCACGGGCACACAUACAGACUGCUGCAAGUGUCUCUUUAGCUGCUGUGCCCAUAGAAGUGAAGCCUUGCAUGGGGGUGUCCUAUAACAGAAGCUUUCCAGUGAACGGACACUACUCUUGUAUAACGCAGUGCUUUGAGAGGUGAUGACAGCCAUUUCUAUCCUCUCUGUCCUGCUCUUGAAAAACAUGCUGUGAAUUGACAGUCCUUUAAUUUUUAUUUUUUGUUUGUUUUGGGGGAUUUUAUUGUCCCCUCGUAGAGACAAGCUCAGGAGAGCGCUCUUUGAAUGCCUAUAGAGGCCCAACCACUCAAUGGUGCUAAAGAACUGUCUGACCAAGUGCUUUUCCCACCAUGGUCUUGAGGGAACUUUGUUUUUCUGAAGACAUUGUCAUUGUCACAAUGCGAUGAAGGAGAUUAUACAGUAUUACUCUUUAGCAAUGUCACACGUCCAUGACUGCCUGGCCAGUCACCUAA